AUCACUUACCAUUGUCAUUCAGCUGCUGCAUGGUGAAAACACCGCUUUUCUGCUUCCUGACUGAAACACCUUUUCUGACAGUGAUGUCAUCCUCAACCCCACUCCUGUCUAAGGAGUUGUUUCAGUGCUCAGUUUGUCUAGAUGUUUUCACUCAUCCUGUGUCCCUCCCAUGUGGCCAUACAUUUUGCCAGUCCUGUAUCCUUGCACAGUGGACUGCAUCUGGCUCCUCCCACUGCCCCAAAUGCUCCACAGUUUUCCAGGAAACACCAGAGCUCCGCGAAAAUUCUUUUGCCCGUGAGAUGGCCAAGCAAAUCCGCAAGCAGAAAGGUCAGAGGUCGUCAGAGUAUCAUCCAGUUGCAUCGGACAACGUUUUAUGUGACUUGUGCCCGUUAGAGAAAGCGUCCCGUGCUGUAAAAUCAUGCCUGGUGUGUGUGGCAUCAUACUGUGAGGUUCAUGUGACUUCCCACACCUCCAGGUUCACCAAGCACACGCUGGUGCAGCCGCAGCGGAUGGACAAGCGGAUCUGCAGGAUACACGAAAGACCCUUGGAGCUUUACUGCAGAUAUGACCAGUCUGCUGUUUGUGUGUUGUGCAUGAAUACAGAACACAGCACACACCACACAAUACCAGUGGAGAGAGAAUGGGCAGAGAGAAAGACUCAGUUAUUAAAGACACAGUCUGACCUGAAGCGGAUGAUUAUGGAGAGAUGGAGUAAAGUCGAGGAACUCAGGCACUCUAUAAAACUAAAUAAAGUGCUGGUCAUAUAA
Carassius auratus (goldfish) is the source of this 767-nucleotide messenger RNA. RefSeq names its product bloodthirsty-related gene family, member 33 (gene btr33). The record is from RefSeq and is a predicted model, not a curated record. NCBI's taxonomy places the organism in Eukaryota, Metazoa, Chordata, Actinopteri, Cypriniformes, Cyprinidae. Bases 30 to 767 code for a protein of 245 amino acids. The transcript is spliced from 4 exons. Gene Ontology annotation, molecular function: zinc ion binding.